This is a messenger RNA of Dermacentor silvarum, 1794 nucleotides long. RefSeq names its product organic cation transporter protein. The transcript has a single exon. Lineage: Eukaryota; Metazoa; Arthropoda; Arachnida; Ixodida; Ixodidae. Gene Ontology annotation, biological process: transmembrane transport. Bases 1 to 1794 code for a protein of 597 amino acids. Gene Ontology annotation, molecular function: transmembrane transporter activity. The record is from RefSeq and is a predicted model, not a curated record. Gene Ontology annotation, cellular component: membrane.
AUGUUGCCGAACAAGCCAGUGCUCGGGGAACCGAUCGCAGUGUCAGAAGAAAACUCAUAUCUAGCGGCACAGGAUGAAAUCGACGAUGAUAACAUUCCGUUCGGCGAGGGAGCCUUUCAGAAACGAGUACUGAUCAUCAGCGUUUUCACCGGUGCCAUCAACUCUGCCCAGAACCAACUCUUCCGGAUGUCGUGGCUCGAGAUGGACCACUGGUGCCGCCGCCCGAACGCUUUCUCCAACAUGAGCGUGUCUGCGUGGAAGGAGCUCGCAAUUCCACGUUACCUCAACGGAAGCUACAGCCGCUGCACGGUGCGCGUUCCGCCGGAGGGUGGCACUUGGGCCCGCGUAGAACCUUGCGUUGAAUGGGAGUUCGACCUGAACCAGCACGGCAACACCGCGGUCAGUGAGUGGAGCGUUGUCUGCCAGCGGCGUCAUCUGGCCGACGCCGCCCAGGCUGCGCAACUCUUCGCCACGACCAUCGCCCUUCUGACCCUGGGCCCUAUAGCCGACCGCAUUGGCCGCAAGAUGGUGGGAUUCCUGGCGCUCACGGCUCUGCUUCUCACGCUCGCGGCGACCAGCGUUGCGACCGACCUGCAGACAUUUAUAGUUGUACGUACAGUCGCAGCGGCAGCGUCGGCUGGCCUCUUCGUCAUCUGGGUGCUGCUCUACGAGAUAACUACCACGACCCGCCGACUGCUUUACACCACCGUCGGCUCGGCUCUUUCGUUUGUCAUCUCCCGGGUGUUUCUAUCUUUGGCGCACCUGUGGAAAGUGAGCUGGUCGGCAUCGCACAUGCUCCUGGCAUUGUUUGCCUUGGUUCUCCUCGUCGCUUUUAGCGUACUCGACGAAUCUCCAUCUUGGCUGAUCGCUGCGCACCGUGAGGACGAAGCCAGGCGCGUCGCAGUGAGAGUAGCCAACAGGAACGAAGUCCCCGUAAGCCACUGCCACGAAUUCUUCCAGAGACACAUGCACAGGGCACAGCAACUACCUCACGGAACCACCGCGACAAGCCAAGGUAGCAGCCUGAAGAGACCGCAACUCAGACAGACGUAUGUGCUCACCGCUUUCAUCUGGACCGUCCUGGGCUUGACUUCUUUCCACUACAACACCAGCCGCCCCACCGCGCGUAGCAUGUACGUACGCCCCUUGAUGGAUGUUGGCAUCGCGCCCUUGCUCGUCGCUGUGUGGCCCCGCCUGGAGAACGGCCGGCGUGCAAGGAACGUGACGUCAUACUGCGCUCUCGUGUUCAGCAGUUUGUCGGCACUGCUAUUCUCCGCCUACACCAACUACGACACAGCCUUGCCCACGGCGCUGUUGAUCGUGAUGCGCCUUGCGUACAUACUUCUGGUCGUUUUGGAAUUCUACCUCACUUUCGCCGUGUUUCCCACGGAGUCGCGGUGCACCGGUUCCGGCGUAGGCCUAGCUUCCUUCUUGGUGGGCAAUGUGAUUGGACUAGUAGCGUUCCCCGGUAUCCUCAACAAGCAUGAAGACAGUGGGCUCGUCGCGGAAACGGUGUUAAUGGCGAUAACUGCUAUAGCCACCAUGUACAUGCUUUCGGAGGAUGCCUACCCUGCAAGAAGUGUGCAUACUUUGGCCACCACGUCAUUGCCCUCGAAACCGAGCCCUUCGAGCGGUGGACAGCCUCCGUGCUUAACCGCGGUAUCGGUGGCUGCCGAGGUUGAGCCCAAAGCGUCAAUAGCGGAUGUGCGCGGGGCCUCCAGGAAGAAGGCAAGAGUGAAUAAGAUGCCGGAGCAGUUCGCUGUGCGUCCGUCCAAGAUUCGAGGGAACUGGUAA